Molecule: messenger RNA, 720 nt
Organism: Rosa chinensis
Lineage: Eukaryota; Viridiplantae; Streptophyta; Magnoliopsida; Rosales; Rosaceae
Product: pentatricopeptide repeat-containing protein At5g48730, chloroplastic-like
Exons: 3
Coding region: 1-720 (239 amino acids)
Molecular function (GO): protein binding; mRNA binding
Source: RefSeq, a predicted model, not a curated record
AUGCAGAAGGCGAAGGUGAGCAAGACGGUGAAGGUGAACGUGUUGUGCUGCUUCUACGAGGCCUUGCUGUCCUGUGCUUGCGAGGAGAAAGUCCACGCCACCACAAGCUCGCCAACGAGAAUUUCGCAGACGUACAUGGACGACAUCAAGGCAGUCCUCGACCGCAAGGACCACUGCCUCAACGUCAACAACUCCGAUCUCCACUUCUUCGGCGACCUCGGCAAUAGGAGACUGCUUCAGAGGAUUGUGCUCGAAGCCCUCCAUGAGAGAAUCACUGCUCUGUGGUGGGAGUCUGCUCUCAAGCUAAUAGUCAUGCUAGGAAAAUGUAAACAACCAGAAAAAGCUGAGGAGCUUUGUCAAGCUAUGAUUGACCAAGGCUGUGGUGUCAGCCAUGAACCUUAUACUGCUCUUAUAUCUGCAUAUGGUAGGAGCAGUCUCUUUGACAAAGCAUUUUCCCUCCUUGAGCAGAUGAAGAAUACUCCUGAUUGCCAGCCUGACGUCCAUACUUAUUCUAUCCUCAUAAAAUCUUGCCUGCAGGUUUUUGCAUAUGACAAAGUACAGGCUCUGCUUUCAGAUAUGGAAAUUCAGCACAUUAGACCCAACACCAUCACAUACAAUACCCUGAUAGCUGCUUACGGAAAUCUAAAAAGUAUUGCCCACUUAUCCUUCCUAUCCAAAAUUUUGAAUGCUAUUUUAGUUGCUGUGAAUAAUCUACUGUAA